CUGUUGACUUGACCAUAUUUGUGCAAUGGCCUCUCUAGCUAAUCAUCUUCAUAUCAUUCUCAUGGUAACAGCCUCCCCCUGAUCAGGGCUCAGAUUCAUCAAGAUUUCAACCUUUGUCACUACAAGACGAUGCCAACCUUGUCCAGUCAUGCACAAUUCAUCACUUGUUGCGACCGGGAUUAUGACAGAGCGAAAGAAUUGCAGGAAUUUGAUGAGACCAAGGCCGGAGUCAAAGGCCUUGUGGACUCUGGCGUGACCAAGGUCCCCAGGAUCUUCAUCCACCCGCCCGAGAACUUGCGUGGUUUGUCGUCCAACUCGAAUGGGACUGGCCUCCAGGUCCCGAUCAUCGAUCUAAGAGGCUGUCGGGAUUUUCGGCGGCGAGAUGUCAUUGAUGGUAUUCGCGAAGCAUCGGAGACAUGGGGGUUCUUUCAGAUGAUCAAUCACGGGGUUCCGCUCGAUGUGAUGGACAGCAUGUUGGAGGGUGUGAAGAAGUUCCAUGAGCAACAAGUGGAAGCGAAGAAAGAGCUGUACUCCAGAGAUGGGACGAAGAGAGUGAGGUACUAUUGCAAUGGAGACUUGUUCCUGUCAAAAGCAGCAACUUGGAGAGAUAGUGUCAUAUUUGAUUUCCAGGAUGGUGUCCUCGACCCAGAGGCUGUUCCUCCUAUUUGCAGAGAUGCAGUUUUCGAGUACGAGAAACAUAUUGCAGAGCUGAAGACAUCUUUAGCCGAACUAUUAUCGGAGGCAUUGGGCCUCAGUUCUGAUUAUCUCAGCGGCGCUGAGUGUAUGAAAUCGGAGACAGUGCUAGGCCAUUACUACCCAGCUUGUCCGGAACCAGAAUUGACUCUCGGCACGGUUAGUCACUCGGACUUAUCGUUUCUGACUCUUCUCCUUCAAGACCACCACGGUGGCCUACAAGUCCUCCACGAAAGCCACUGGUUUGAUGUGGUUCCUGUGAAGGGAGCACUUCUAGCCAACAUUGGAGACUUCAUACAGCUUGUUACCAACGGCAAGUUCAAAAGCGUGGAGCACCGAGUGCUUUCAGGGCAGGUCGGACCGAGGAUUUCGGUCGCGUGCUCUCGCCCCAAGCAAGACAGGAACAGACCUCUUGGGCCAAUAAAGGAGCUUCUCUCUGAAAACAAUCCGCCUAUAUACAAAGAGACCUCUCUCUCGGAAUACGUCGCAUGCGCCAGAUCCCAUGGCCUAGCCACUUCGACACUUCCUCAUUUCAGGAUAAGCGACCCCAAAUGGAGAAGAGCUGUGGAAAAUUCCUGAACGAGAGUGUCAUGACUGGUUCUAUCGUGUAUCUGAGCUUGUGGAAGGACUUUGUAACUACUGGUUUCGGUUUGUGCAAUAAAAUGCACUCGUCCAAAACAAGUCAGUGUCAAAGUUAAUUCUUCUAAUGCAAAGUGGAGUAUCAGAGUCACUAUAUUCUUCAA
This is a messenger RNA of Eucalyptus grandis, 1436 nucleotides long. RefSeq names its product 1-aminocyclopropane-1-carboxylate oxidase homolog 1. The record is from RefSeq and is a predicted model, not a curated record. NCBI's taxonomy places the organism in Eukaryota, Viridiplantae, Streptophyta, Magnoliopsida, Myrtales, Myrtaceae.